This is a messenger RNA of Syngnathoides biaculeatus (alligator pipefish), 6092 nucleotides long. It is a transcript of the gene emsy, whose product is annotated as EMSY transcriptional repressor, BRCA2 interacting. Gene Ontology annotation, cellular component: nucleoplasm. NCBI's taxonomy places the organism in Eukaryota, Metazoa, Chordata, Actinopteri, Syngnathiformes, Syngnathidae. Bases 623 to 4276 code for a protein of 1217 amino acids. The record is from RefSeq and is a predicted model, not a curated record. The transcript is spliced from 20 exons. Gene Ontology annotation, biological process: regulation of DNA-templated transcription.
AUGUCUGUUUUAAAAUGCAGGCAGUAAAAGUAAAAAAAAAUGUUGUCAACAAAUACUGAAGUACAGCACAGAAAUAUGAAAAUUCAACUUAAAUACAGUCAAGCAUUUAUACUUGGUUACUUCCCACCACUGCACAGAUGUUAGCAACGAGCCGCUGUCCCGGGGCAGAUUCUUUCCUCUGAGAAACACUUGGAAAGAAAUGAAAAGGGAAGAAAGAAAAAGAAAGAAAGACGUUGGCAGCACCGUUGCCAGGCAACUCAACCUUUUCCUGCUCUUCCUGCUUGAGAUAAUAGAACACAAAUGAGGCCAAACUUCAGCAAGAUGUGGAAAAGAAAAAAAAAAAUCUACCACAUGGAAUGCACACAAGGUUGCGGGUAAGAAAUGUAUUUUUUCCAUGUAGACACUUUUCAUUUGUUAUACAAUUUUACCAACAAAUGAAAGCACAUUUUGUGCUGUUUUUUUUCUGGACUGCUGCCAACACAGAUGGGCCCGCCACAGAACAGGAAAUGGAACUUAAAACGUGCGCCAAAAACGACUGAGUCACGUCACAACUGGCUGCCCAGUAAAAUUUCGCUAAAGCGGUGAUAUUUAAAGAGUAUUACUAAUCGUACUAUUAACACUCAUGAUUCAGCUGGAGAAACCGGUGCUGACUGGGACCAUGCCGGUGGUCUGGCCCACCAUCCUUGACCUGGGCAGAGAUGAGUGCAAAAGGAUACUCCGCAAACUGGAGCUGGAGGCGUACGCCAGCGUCAUCAGCGCCUUACGGGCCCAAGGAGACCUGACCAAGGACAAGAAGGAUCUCCUGGGAGAGCUCACCAAAAUCCUCGGCAUCUCAACUGAGCGCCACCGCGCCGAAGUCCGUCGCGCGGUCAAUGACGAACGCCUCUGCACCAUCGCCUACCACAUGGCCGGUCAGAACAGCUCGUCCGAGUGGUCCAUCGAAGGCCGCCGUCUGGUCCCGCUGAUGCCGAGGCUGGUCCCGCAAACGGCGUUCACCGCUACGGCCAACGCGGUCGCCAGCGCCGCUGCCACUCACAAUGCCACCUUGCUGUUGCCGGCUGAGACGGGGAACAAGGAAGUGGUGGUGUGUUAUUCCUACACAAGCACGACGGGGACGUCCACCAGCUCCACGGCGACAAGCUGCGCCGUGGGAACGGCCACCAAGUCCCCGCGGCCGCCAAGCCCGUCGUCCAGCGUGGUGGUGUUGCCCAGCGGGAGCACUGUCUACGUGAAAAGCGUGAGCUGCUCCGACGAGGACGAGAAGCCACGCAAGCGACGGCGUACCAACUCGUCCAGCUCGUCGCCGGUGUUGCUGAAGGAGGUGGCCAAAUUGUCGCCACCUGUGGCCAAGCACAUGGCGGCGGCGGCGGCGCCAAUGGUGAGCGGCAGCCCCAAGAUGAGCAACAUCAUGCAGAGCAUCGCCAACUCGCUGCCGCCGCACCUGUCGCCUGUCAAGAUUACCUUCACCAAACCCACCAUCCAGACCACCAGCACCGCCACCCAAAAGGUGAUUAUCGUGACGACGUCGCCCAGCUCCAACUUUGUGCCCAACAUCUUGUCCAAGUCCCACAACAACGCCGGAGUGUCCAAGCAAGCCUCCAGCACCAUUCUGACCACGCCCACCCAGAAGCAGACAGUCGUCUUUCCAGCAGCCAAUUCCAGCCCCUCGGCCACGCCCGCCGUCACCAACGUGGUCUCCUCGACGCCCUCGGCUGUCAUGUCCACUGUGUCCACGUGCGCCUCCUCGGCAGGCGUCAAGGUUGCCUCUGCCAGGUUGCCCUCUCCGAAGACCCUGGUGGGCUCCCCCACGCAAAUCCUGAGCCAGUUUCCUAAGCAGCAGUCGCCCAAACAGCUGCAAGCGUCGACCGUCGGGGUGUCCGGGGUCGGCCAGGCCCAGACCGUCGCUGUCACUGCCGCUGCCAGCUCGCCGGGCCCCAAGCCCACCAUUCAGAUCAAGCAAGAGUCUGGGGUGAAGAUCAUCACGCAGCAGGUCCAGCCCAGCAAAAUCCUGCCCAAGCCGUCGUCGGUGGCUCUGUCCAGCAGCAGCUCCUCCCCCAUCAUGGUGGUCAGCAGCAACGGGGGCAUCAUGACCACCAAGCUGGUCACUCAGCCCACAGCCACCCAGACGACCUACACACGGCCCACCGUCACUCCGAACCUCGGCGCCCGGAUCUCGGCCUCGGCCGGGGGCGCCACCUAUGUAAAGACCACGAGUGGCAGCAUCAUCACGGUGGUGCCCAAGUCCUUGGCCACGCUGGGGGGGAAGAUCAUCAGCAGCAACAUUGUGUCCGGCACCACCACAAAGAUCACCACCAUUCCCAUGUCGUCCAAACCCAAUGUGAUCGUGGUCCAGAAAACCAGCGGCAAAGGGGCCACCAUCCAAGGGCUGCCGGGCAAGAACGUAGUCACCACGCUGUUGAACGCGGGGGGUGAGAAGAGCCUGCAGGCCGUCCCGGGGGCCAAGCCGGCCAUCAUCACCACCACCAGGCCCAUCACCAAGAUGAUCGUCACGCAGCCCAAAGGCCUGAGCGCCGCCUCCCCGUCCGCUGCCACCAAAAUCAUCCCGACCAAGAUUGUUUACGGCCAGCAGGGCAAGACGCAGGUGCUCAUCAAGCCCAAACCGGUGUUCCAAACGGCCGUGGUGAGCGAACAGACCCGGCAGCUGGUCACCGAGACCCUGCAGCAGGUGACCCGCUCGGCCGAGGCGGGCCACGUCGCCGCUCAAGAAGGCUCCGCCAAGGACGAAUACGGGGGCGUCCUGGAAACCAGCGCGUCGGCCGGCGAAACAUUGCACGACCCCCAGCCCGUGAUGCACGUGCUGUCCUCCAGGGAGAACGAGUGGACGGAGCAGGAGGUGUCGGUGGAGUCGGCCCCAACUAUCAUCUACCAGGAGGUGACGGCCGGGGAAUCCCAGUCGGCCGCAUCCACCAUUAAAGCUCUGCUGGAACUGCAGCAGACUUCAGUGAAGGAGAAGGGUGAGUCCAAACCCGUGCAGCACACCCACAUUGACCUGAGCCAGAUGGCGGUGCCCAUCCAGCUGGCGCAGGAGAAGAAGAUCGUCCCGGAAUCAUCCAGGCCGCCCGCCUCUGAGGGCGAAGCGGUCACCGCCCCCGACGCCCCGGCGACGGGUCAAAUGAGCAGAGCAGGCGCGUUGGCAGAGGACAACGCGGCUGCGCCCGUGUCCUCCGCUGACCCCCAGAAAGGUGUCGGCCAGGUCACCGUGGUAACAAAGCAGGUCGCCGCCCCACCUGUAACCGCGGUGGCGCACAUCAGCCUCAAGCCUUCUGAUGCUAAAACCGAGUCGGCGCUGGAGGUGAGCGAGGUGGAAGGCGACACCCUGGACCCGCAGACGGGCUUGUUCUACCGCUCCACCAGCCAGACGGACGCCCCCAAGCAAGCCCCCUACUCUUCUCCUCAGCCCCCCGCUGCCACCCAAUCAGAGACUUCUGCUCCUCCUCCUCCUCCUCCUCCUCCACAACUGCAGAGUAAACCUCAGAUCAGCCAGCCUCCUUCAUCAUCCUCCUCUUCCUCCUCGCCGGCCAAGAAGCUCCCUAAACUACGAGAGCAGAGUCAGGCCAAGCUUCCGGGCGCCACCGCCGCCGCCACAUCGCCCGUCACGCCGCAGCUGCCGAAACUGCAGCAGGCGCCCACGUCCCACCACAGGCCGCUGCAUGCGCCCAUGUCGCACCCGCCGCCGCUGCAGGCGCACCACCCAGUCGGCACGGACAAGGGCGCGCCAGGACAGCAGCCAAUCAUCACGCAGAGCGCCACCGUCACCAAGAUCACCUUCGGCGGCCCCCACCACCAGCCCGCCCACGUCUCGCCCGUCCUGAGCGGCUGUGAGGCCGAGCUGGCGGACGAGUCGGGCUCGGGGCCCCCGGGCGAUGAGGCGUCCGUUUCAGACAUCCUAAAGAUUUCAAUGAUGGAAGCCCAAAUUGACCCCAGCACCGAGCCCAUGGUGGUGGACUCGUCGUCCGACCGGCCCCCCCUGGCCCAGUCCCUGGAGGCGCAGGCCGCCGCGGACGCCGAUGGCUUCGUCGGCGGCGCCGCGGUCAAGACGCAACAACAUUUUGGCAAUGAACGCCUGGAGGUCAUCGAGGUGAUCCCUCAGUACUCGAUCGUGCCGGACUCCAGCCAGUCCAACGUGGUGGUGGAGCCCAGCGGCUUCCUGGAGAUCACCAACUACACUAGCCAGCAGCUGGACGACGACGAGGGCGACGGCGCCGCCGACCACGAGGUGGACAGCGGCAACGACGCCGGCCCCCCGACACCGUAGAUCGGCCCAAAUGGUAUGCCCGACACCCGCUUCAUGACGGUGCACACCGGACUUUCUGGCCGAUCGCUUUUUAAACCUACUCUCACAGACUUUUUAUAGGAGGGACAAAAAAUAGUAUUUCAAAAGAAGGAAUAGAUAGAUGUAUAUGUUUUGGGAUUUCUUAUUUUGUAAAAUACAAUACCACAAAUUCAUCUGUUUCAAUUUUUCCUUUUAUACCUUUUUCAAAGUUGUCCACAGGAUUGGUGUAAUCUCCAGAAUAAAUGAUCUGACUAGAAAGGGUUCUGUGUGUCACUUGAGGGGGAGCAAAUCCGUUUUUCAACUUUCGAUGACUGAAGCGUCAAAAGCGAGCCCACCUAAAAUUUAUUCGGAUCUUCAAUUUACCCGCCAAAGACACGAUUUUCAAACUGGGGCCACCAUUCUUCUUCCAAUCUUUUAAUAUUGUCACGAACCAAAAAAAAAAGGUUUUUUAAAGGGCUAUGCUUUUUUUUUCAUUACAUUUUUCUAUUGGAAUGUGUCACCAAAUUCUCUUGUAUAUUUUUAAUCCUAAAAUUGUUGAGGAAAUUGCAUCCCUACAUUGUUUUGAAUUACAGCUAUGCAAUUAUUAAGGAAUUUUUUUUAUUAUAAUUUGUAAACAUGAUUCUCCAAAUGUGUAGUUUUUACAAAAGGUAUAUCCACUCCCCAAAAUUUUAGUCAAGGUUACAGUAUUUUCCACAUUGAAAAAAAAUGGAUUUCCAAAUGGUCUUUCUACAGGAAAAAGUAAUUAAAAAAAAAACAUUUUGCAUUUUGAUUGGAUCUAAAUGGGGAAGGAAAAUAUGCAAUUUCAAAUAUUGUUUAAAUACCCCCCCAAAUAACUUUUUUUUUUCCUAAAGGGAAAACGACAUUGCAAUUUUGUGAUACAGCCUUACCCGAACAAAUUUAUAUUCAUGAUAAAUUGAAAAAUAAGUAGCGUAUUCGUCACGCGCGAGUGUAAAAUGAAUUUUAACUGCGGGGAGGGGGAACCACUCGUGUCUUUGCGGUGUUGUGCACAAACUCGACAAAAUCCUCUUAAACACAUUUAAAUGUAAAUUGAUGCACAAUCUGGGAAAGUGAAAAAUGUACAAUUGCAUUGAUUUAUAUUAUGGCGUGGCGUAAUCGACACAUUUGCUCUGACGCGUAAAGAAAACUAAGCAACACAAGAUUGAUGUUAAAGCCUCUUAUUCAUUUCAAACAUUUAUCAUCAUUCUUAUUACACAUUUAUGAUGCAAACAACAACACCAGCCUUGCUUUUGGAUUGCAGUCAGCACCUGCUGCUGGAAUGAAGACACACGCAAAAGAACUGAAUGUGUGCGUGUUAAUAUGGUCUCCCUCCGCCCGUCCCUCCCUCCCCCAAAAAAAGAAUUUUGGCAUCUCUCUAUCUCUGGUCAUAAUAAUCAUCAAAACUGUCGUCGUCAUAAUAAAGGGGUGGUUAUAGCUGAAAAAGAACAAGGCAUGCAUAAUAGUGUGUGGUAAUGCACAUGAAGGAUACAACAUCAAUGUACCAUAUUUGUUGUACAUUUCAUACAUUAUUAAUAUGGAGCCAUUAAGCUACUUUUUUCAUGUUACUAUCAAAAUAUGUAAAAAUAAAAAGCUAAUCGGGAUGUUUAAUUUUUAGCAAGUUUUUUUUUUUUUGAAGGGUGGGCAAGGCAAGGAAGGGUUGUUGGUCCUUUCGAUUUACUAAUGAGAUCAUAAAAAUAAUGAUUGAAUAGAAAUGCCACGGAUAGAAUGACGGGGGCGUCGUCGAAGCUCCCGAAUGGACGCCGGUGUAAACCCACCCCCACCCCCAAAAAAUGAAAAAGAC